Molecule: messenger RNA, 393 nt
Organism: Aspergillus puulaauensis
Lineage: Eukaryota; Fungi; Ascomycota; Eurotiomycetes; Eurotiales; Aspergillaceae
Exons: 1
Coding region: 1-393 (130 amino acids)
Source: RefSeq, a predicted model, not a curated record
AUGGAAGUCCUCACCCCCCAAGUAGACGAUGUUGAUCUCAGGAUCCGGGAGGCCGAGGAGGAACUGACAAGACUGCGAAAGGAACGCGCCUUGGUCGAGUUGCAGAACCAGCUGGCGGAGGAGCAGCGGCUGCUGGCGAAUUCUCACAAUGCCCAACCGACCUCUCAUACCAUUCACCGCGCCGCCGAACCCACGGAUUUCCUCGGUCGCUAUCCCGUCCUUCCCUUCGAACAAGAGGCACAACCGGUAUUGAAGCGAUCGGACUCGGAAUUGACACUGUCUGAAGAAGAUGGGUUGCUCAUGUUUCCUGAGCAUGUCCCCAUGCUUCCAGUAACCAAAGUGUACCACGGCGUCAACCGAAAGGAGUUCCUCCUCCUAAUGCGUCGCUUGUAG